GGGAAAUGCCCUGGCCCGGGGAACUCGGAAGGUUGAGGAUCGUUUUUAGCUCGGGUUUUUGGCGCCUCAGGUCAAAAUAUCUUCAGGCAACAAAAAAGACUGCAGCUUUUGUGGGGCAAGGCUGAAGACCUGGAGCUGGAGCUCCGUAAGGCUAGCCUGUACCCAGCCCCUCUGUCACCAACAACAAAAAAUGGCACGAACGAAGAAAACCAAGGCCGGCAGCAGCCAGAGAAGCCUUUUGGAGGAUGCCUAUGGUGGAAAUCAGAAGAAGAGAAAGCGGGAGGGAAAGGAGCAAGAUUCUAUAAUCACCGACGCAGACGAGUCUUCUGAAAUACAAAUUCCAAAGAGAACCAAGACGAUUGAUGAGGAGGACUCCAGAGACGAAGGCACGACUUAUCCAAGCAUAUCGACGGUAUAUACCGAGCCACAUUCUUUUGAAGAGGUGCCUACGAAAGGACCCGCAAGCAUAGUAUCCGGAAAUGCCCCCCCAGUCUUCGGAGACCUUGCGAAAUCGCAUGAUGUUCUUUUCAUGAGCACUAUAUCAUCAUCCAAGAUUGAGAAGAAGACAACAGCAGUGCUCAAGCACUUAGCGCGAUAUCCGACAAUUUCCCCAGCGAAGCCGGCUCUGGUACUGGCUCACUCGAAAGCAGAUACGGCAUCGAAGUUAAUCACGAUAAUUGAGAUUGCAAAACGAGAUAUUGCUUCCAAGGAGGGGAAAUGGUUUCAAUAUAAUAUGGUUUAUCAAAUCACAGAGCUGAAGAAGGAGAAGAAGGAUGGUAUUAAAAGCAAUGGUGGCACAAGCUCAAAAGGCGAUGGGGAUGAAAAAGAAGAGGACGAAGACGAGGAGACAUUCGAGACAAUGAAGACGCCCUUUGAGAGAUCAAUCUUGGAAAAGCCAAAGGUUAGGGCAAUCCCUCACUUGGCAAUAUACCUCUCCAGAAUUCGAAUUGAAGGUUUGAGGAAGAAGUAUGGGUAAGUGUGUUUUGAUGCUAGGCUCCAUGGAUUUAUAUAUAAAACUAACAAAUCAACAGAGAACAAACUAAUGCGGUAGAGGUACCAGGUGAUACUGAAUGGCCUCGUCGCUAAUAGUGGAAUCUUGUAACUUUUACUAAUUCAAACAAAGUCGAGAGCCAAGACUAGGAACGCAUGGAUUUGUAUUGUACAGAAAUCAUUUCCCGAGUCUGCGUAGCGUAUGU
Molecule: messenger RNA, 1196 nt
Organism: Hymenoscyphus albidus
Lineage: Eukaryota; Fungi; Ascomycota; Leotiomycetes; Helotiales; Helotiaceae
Source: the annotation of a GenBank genome assembly